Molecule: messenger RNA, 450 nt
Organism: Enterobius vermicularis (human pinworm)
Lineage: Eukaryota; Metazoa; Nematoda; Chromadorea; Rhabditida; Oxyuridae
Source: the annotation of a GenBank genome assembly
AUGCUUUUCUUGGCCUAUGUGCUAUCGUCAACAGUGAUCGCCAAUAUUGAUGUACCGGUAAUUAUUGACCGUGAAUUCAGUCGACAAGUUGAUCCAGCAGAUUUCCUAAUCGAUUAUGAUGCUGAAAGACCACCAAGCAGUUUGGUAAAGGUGGAUGUAAUUUUUGAUGUUAAAUACCUUAAAUGGAAACCAGAAACUGUGGACAUUAUAUUGGAACUCACACAGGGAUGGGAAGACGCUCGUUUGACACUUCCAGGAGGAAUGAGUAUUUUUGUACCCAAAGACCGUAGGCUUUGGUUACCGGAUAGUUAUUUUGAGAAUGCAGUUGAGGUGGAGUGGCAAAGAGAUCAUUCACGGCGUCUAAAUCGUGGUGUAAUAUAUGAAAAACAGCGAGUAAAGCUGGUUGUUCCAUGCAUUGAACAGCGUUAUUCCAACGAAACGGUAAGAUGA